Molecule: messenger RNA, 3423 nt
Organism: Cornus florida
Lineage: Eukaryota; Viridiplantae; Streptophyta; Magnoliopsida; Cornales; Cornaceae
Exons: 19
Coding region: 398-2860 (820 amino acids)
Molecular function (GO): protein phosphatase regulator activity; protein phosphatase binding
Source: RefSeq, a predicted model, not a curated record
CUUGUAUUAUAUGCCAUAUAUACAUACAUAUACAUAUAAAUUCGAUUUAUGUAGAUAAUUUAUCCACGUCCUAUUAUUUUCAGACCCAAAACACUCUCACCUUCUCGCCAUUGCAGGUAAAUUGGUUUCUCUGUUUCUAAUUCUCGAAUCGAUGGAUUCCAAUUCCUCCAAAUUUAGGGUUUAUUCAUGAUGUGGAUCUUUCCGUCUCUUCACCAGAUUUAACGACAACAAUUUCUUCGUUUCGUAAGCGUUUUGGGAUUCUAGGGUUUGACGUUGCAGAUCUUCGGAGCCUGUCUGCGGAACACACAGAGGAUUGCUUCUGAGGCGUUAGGGUUUUUGCGUUGACAGAUCCGAGUUUAAAACUUUUGCAGAAGGCCAUUUUGCAGUUCGAUUCAAGAUGUUUUGGCGUAUGGCAGGAUUGUCCACUGCGUCUCCUGUGGAGACAAUUUUGGAUAAAGAAAACUUUACACUCGAAGAGCUUCUUGAUGAGGAUGAAAUAAUUCAAGAAUGCAAAUCUCUUAAUGGCCGGCUUAUCAAUUUCUUGCGAGAAAGAGUGCAGGUUGAACAACUUCUACAUUAUAUAGUGGUGGAAGCUCCAGAUGAUGCUGAAAAGACACGAUCUUUUAAGUUUCCUUUUAUUGCUUGUGAAAUUUUUACUUGUGAAGUUGAUAUCAUACUCAAAGCUUUGGUAGAGGAUGAGGAGCUGAUGGGCUUGUUGUUUUCCUUUGUGGAACCUGAACACUCCCAUAGCACGCUACUGGCUGGUUACUUCAGCAAGGUUGUUAUAUGCCUAUUGUUGCGGAAGACAGUUCCUUUUAUGAAUUAUAUUCAAGCUCAUCACGAAAUCAUCAGGAAGCUUGUUGACCUUAUUGGAAUUACAUCCAUCAUGGAGGUUUUAAUUCGUUUGAUUGGUGCUGAUGAACAUCUUUAUACCAACUACAUGGACUCAAUGCAAUGGUUAGAAGAGACAGAUGUGCUGGAGAUGAUUGUUGACAAAUUUAGCUCGUCGGAUUGUCCAGAAGUGCAUGCUAAUGCAGCAGAAACACUUUGUGCUAUAACUCGAUGUGCUCCCCCGGGGCUUGCUGCUAAAGUCUCGAGCCCAAGUUUUAUUGGAAGAUUAUUUCGUCAUGCUUUGGAGGAUUCCCGGCCAAAAUCCGUGUUGAUUAACUCAUUGUCUGUAUGCAUAUCUUUGUUAGACCCAAAGAGAUUAACAUUAGGGACGUAUCACACGUACAACCGCCAACUAACUCAUGGAUCUACAAUAACUGCCAAUCCUGAGACCGUGGAGGGUAUGCUGGAGAGCCUUGGGGAUUUGCUCAAACUUUUAGAUGUUUCAUCCAAGGAAAAUGUGUUGCUAACUACAUAUGGGAAGUUACAUCCCCCUCUUGGAAAGCAUCGUCUGAAGAUUAUAGAGUUCAUUUCAGUCUUAGUGACUGUUACUAGUGAAGUUGCUGAAAGGGAAUUGAUUCACCUUGGAGCAGUUAAACGUAUUUUGGACUUGUUUUUUGAGUACCCAUACAAUAAUUUUUUGCAUCACCAUGUAGAGCAAAUACUAGUUGCUUGUUUGGAGAGCAAAAAUGCUCAGUUUAUUGAACACCUUCUCAAAGACUGUGAUCUUGUUGGGAAAAUUCUUGAAGCAGAAAAAAAUUUCACAUUGGCCACUGAUCCAAACAAGCCGACGGUCACUGCUGAGGCAAGAUUACCUCCCAGGAUAGGGAAUAUUGGGCACAUAACACGCAUAUCUAACAAACUCGUUCAACUGGGCAAUAAUAACAGUGACAUACAAGCACAUCUGCAGGAGAAUACUGAAUGGCUGGAUUGGCACUCAGAUGUCCUACUCAAGCGUAAUGCAGUAGAAAAUGUCUACCAGUGGUCUUGCGGGAGGCCAACAGCAUUACAGGAUCGGACCCGGGAUAGUGAUGAUGAUGAUUACCAAGAUAGAGAUUAUGAUGUUGCAGCUCUAGCAAAUAACCUAAGCCAGGCAUUUCGAUAUGGCAUUUACAGUAAUGAUGAUACUGAUGAGGCUCAUGGCUCACUUGAACGAGAUGACGAGGACGUCUACUUUGAUGAUGAAUCUGCUGAAGUUGUCAUAUCUUCUCUUCGUCUGGGAGAUGAUCAGGAAAGUGGAUCUCUAUUUACAAAUUCCAAUUGGUUUGCUUUUGAAGAUGACCGAAUUGUCAAUGAGCGCUCAACAGGAUCUGUUGCUUCUCCGUCUCCUAGUACUGAGGGGAUUGGUAAUACCAAUGGUGGCGGGGAUGAUGAGGUAAUUGUUGAUGAAGAUGAUGAUUUAGUUGGCAAUGCAACAUCUCAAGUGCUAGAACCAAAGCCCAGUUCAGAAGAUUCUGCACUUGGUAAUAUGUCUGAGAACGUGAGAGAAACAGGAGCCAGUGAGAGUGACAAGCCACCUGAAUGGGUUGAAUGGAGGGAAACUCCAGAUUCUGUUGAACCGUCUGACACGGAUAGACCUCCUGUUUUACCAAAUGGUGAGGUUCAAGUGGAAUUAGAAAAUCGGGCUGAUGGUAUUGACCCAAGUACAGCUGAUCCUUCUCCAUCAUCCACUGACGCAUUGGUUAGUAGCAAAACUGAUGCAGUGGGAUCACCAGAAUCGACAGCCGAGGGCUUGGGUUCCAGUUCUUCCCAAAUGUGUGAAUCAGGAGGUGUGAAUCCAAGAUCUGACUCGAGUACUUCUGUUGGUGUGCAGAAUUCUGUUAGAACAGAGGGUCCUUCUGAAGCUGCAGAAUCAGAAGAUGGGAAUCCAUGCUCUGACAGGAGUACUUCUGUUGACGCAGACAAGCCUGUUGGAACAGAAGGCUCAUCUAAGGCUGCAGAACAAGAGGCGAAGGUUGAAAUGGGGACCUAAUGUAAAUUGUCAAGGUCUGUUAAGGAGCUAACUCAAUCCCGGUGCUGUUAAUCUGGUGGGAGCAUAAAUUCUGGAACCGGGACGCCUGCUUGGCUAGUCUACAAUGUAUUUAUAGAGCCUUUUGUAUAUUAAUGGGGGCAUUGUUGUCCAAUAGGACUGAUGAUUCUUUUCCCAACCAGUUGGUAACUGGGGGGCCCCCCCCUCUCACUCUUUUGCUCUCUUUUUUUGUGAAAAGAAGACAGGUUCGCCUUUUGAUGUUUUGUCGCAAGUGAUUCUUUAGGUUGGAAGGUGAUUAUGCUAUUUUCAUUUGAUGUUCAGUACCUCUGACUAGGUGCAAAAGAUCCUGUUUAUAUUAUACCAUUAUCUUCUUUACAUGAAUUUACAGUGUCAGUUAGAGAAAUUUGUUUCUCAAGAACAAUUUAAUAUGUAAAAGUUGGUUUUGUGGUUCAUAAUUUUGUUCCUGGGACAUUGCAGGAUUUAAGUCAAUCCUGUAUAAUAGUUUUGCGAAGGUUGGUUUAACAGCUUAAGAAUUUUCUUGAAUGCAACCAAGGCUUUUUGAUGCA